AUGAAUAUUUCUCAUCGAAUCCGCAGUGCCCUCACCAUGACUUCACUACAUUCCCCCUCCUCAAGCACUUCAUCCGAGGCCGAUGACAGUAAUCUACAUUCUCCUCCCACAACCCCCAACCCAGGUCGGGGCCGGACCUUGACAUCAGCCAGCUCAUGUAGCACCUCGAGUAUCAUAUCGCUGCCAGCCCUGCGCCUAAAAAAGACAUUUACCAAUCUUCGCGGUGCUAAACAGCGACGCAAAGACGAAAGAUAUCGAGAAGCUUUGGCAGAAUGGGCCGAAGCAGACGAGCGUGAAUGGCAGUAUCCCACAUGGGGUGGGCCAGCCAAAAAGAGCCGCAAGUUUUCAAGGGAACAGAGGGAUCUUUUAAGAAGUUGGGACUGGCAACAGUCGCCAACAAGAACCUCUCUAGAACUUCGGACACGCCGCUCGAGUAUUUUUGAUGACAAUAUCUCGCCCUGCACAUCACGACAAAACUCCCUCACCGGCCGGUCUUCAAGUCUCCAGGGCGUGUACACGACCGCUGGCCGGCACCAGAGCGUGAGCACAGCUUCUAGUCGAGAAAGAAGACCGUGUACCGUUUGUGGGAAUGAAUGA
This is a messenger RNA of Blumeria graminis f. sp. triticale, 597 nucleotides long. NCBI's taxonomy places the organism in Eukaryota, Fungi, Ascomycota, Leotiomycetes, Helotiales, Erysiphaceae. The record is from the annotation of a GenBank genome assembly.